This is a messenger RNA of Polyodon spathula (Mississippi paddlefish), 1561 nucleotides long. RefSeq names its product hematopoietically-expressed homeobox protein hhex-like. The transcript is spliced from 4 exons. Lineage: Eukaryota; Metazoa; Chordata; Actinopteri; Acipenseriformes; Polyodontidae. The coding region runs from base 192 to 1007 and encodes 271 amino acids. The record is from RefSeq and is a predicted model, not a curated record. Gene Ontology annotation, biological process: cell differentiation; regulation of transcription by RNA polymerase II. Gene Ontology annotation, molecular function: DNA-binding transcription factor activity, RNA polymerase II-specific; RNA polymerase II cis-regulatory region sequence-specific DNA binding.
UAGAACUGCCGAGGCAUAUAUGGUACCCAGUGGAGAGAGAAGGAAUAUUACGUUUAAGAUUCGAUCACCUAGCAGUGAAGAACUAUAUUUCAUGAACAACUGGAACUGAAUGACUACACCGAGAAGAGUAGGAAUCUAGAAUUCGUUUUUAUUUGUUUCUUAAAGCUUAGCGGACUUCAGAAAUAAUAACCAUGCAGUACCAACACCCUACGUCUUCGGCGAUGAGUGGCAGCGUUCCUCUUUACGCACCGACUCCAAUUCAGCCGGUGCACCCAACUCCGUUUUAUAUUGACGAUAUUCUGGGCAGAAAUGUGACGUCCACCUCCACUUCAUUGAUGCCGACUCCAGCUCUGCCGUCUGCAAAUUCCUCCUUUACCAGUUUGGUCUCACCGUACAGGACUCCAAUUUACGAACCCACCCCGAUCCACCCGGCGUUUUCGCACCCGGCAUCGUUGACAGCUACCUAUAACACUGGCGCGUUUGCCGGCUCAUUCUACCCUUUUCACCGGACAAUGGGCGAUUACGCACAGGCAUUAAUCAGACAUGAUCCCCUUGGAAAGCCUCUUCUGUGGACUCCCUUUAUUCAAAGGCCUCUGCACAAAAGAAAGGGCGGGCAGGUUCGAUUUUCAAACGAUCAAACUAUUGAGCUGGAAAAGAAAUUUGAGACACAGAAGUAUCUCUCACCGCCUGAACGAAAAAGACUCGCAAAGAUGUUACAGCUAAGCGAAAGACAGGUAAAGACUUGGUUUCAGAAUCGCAGAGCAAAAUGGCGACGCCUGAAGCAGGAAAACCCUCAAGCAACCAAAAAGGAAGAAUGCGAGAAUUCUGAAAGCCGUUGCGAUCAGAGGCAGGACAUCUCUUUGAAUCCCGAACAGAAAAACAAAGAAAGAACUCUUAGCAGAUCCCACUGUUCAUCAUCGCCGGCAUCUCAAGAGGAAAUCGAAUCCGACAUUUCAGAAGAUUCGGAACAAGAAGUGGACAUUGAGGACGACAGGCAUUUUCAUUAAAUGUACAAUGAAAGACUGCAUGCAAUUAAAACCCACUUAGCUAUCGCACUAUGGGCCCAAUUCUCGCAUUGAUUUACGCGCUAUAUUUACGCGCUGGAAGAAGAGCUGUAAGCCCCUUCCAGCGUUUAAACAGGGCCCUAUAUAAAAAGGUAAUACAACGAUAAGUGCGUGGCUAAGUAGUUGAUGUAUAUAUGUAUUUAUAUUUGAGGGAUCUCACAAUAACAUUAGUAUAUCAUAUGACCAACAAAGAAGUUCAAUGAGAUCUAUUUAAUUCAAGAAUAUGUUUUAGUACAGUGUCUUUUUAUAGCAUUUUUCACCGAAAUAAAUAUUGUACGAUAUGCAUUAUAACGUUCUUUACUAGGGAUGACUUAAUUGAAUGUGUUUUAAUGUAAGCAUACCUAUUUUGUUAUAUGUGUGUGUUUUGUUUUGGUUUUGUUUGUUUUUUUAAGGUCAAAUUUUCUCAGAAGUGCUGUAAAUAACUAUUUGUUAAAUGAUACACAACACAACAAUGGAAAAUACUUUUUGAGUUUCUAAUAAACUCUGCAUAGUUUUAA